This is a messenger RNA of Bufo gargarizans (Asiatic toad), 1993 nucleotides long. Its product is annotated as methyltransferase-like protein 7A. Bases 93 to 662 code for a protein of 189 amino acids. Gene Ontology annotation, molecular function: S-adenosylmethionine-dependent methyltransferase activity. The record is from RefSeq and is a predicted model, not a curated record. The transcript has 3 exons. NCBI's taxonomy places the organism in Eukaryota, Metazoa, Chordata, Amphibia, Anura, Bufonidae.
GACCUACAUACAGUAGGUUAAACAAUUGCCUAGAGAAGCUGAGCUUCACUCUGAAUCCACUCUCUCUGCCUGCAACAUUCAACUCGGUCACCAUGCCUGGGAUUAUAUUUCUUCUGCAGUUUAUAAUGGCUGUCAUCAUGCUGCCUGCUCACAUCCUUAAUUAUUUCGGCAUUUGGGAUUCAUUUAUUAGGAAACGGUUUCCAUUUUUCAUGAACAUUUUCUCUGACAUCUACAACAAAUUUAUGGAGGAUCAGAAAAGAAGACACUUUAGCAAUAUCUCUGACUUUUCAUGCGAUUCCAAAGAGCUCAGGCUCCUAGAGCUUGGCUGUGGCACAGGUGCAAACUUCAAAUUUUAUCCCAGGGGCUGCAAAGUGACCUGCUUGGAUGUCAACCCGAACUUCCAAAAGUUCCUGAGCAAAAGUCAAGCAGAAAAUGACCACCUGACCUACGAUCGCUUUUUGGUAGCAUCUGCUGACAACAUGACGCCUGUGGCUGAUGGCUCUAUGGAUGUUGUUGUGUGCACGUUGCUGACUUGUUCUGUGCUUAACACACCAGCUGUACUGAAAGAGAUCCAGAGAGUCCUCCGGCCGGUCAAUUCGUACUGCUGGAUCCAUUGGGAGAAAAAGGAAGUAAUUGGCGAAACUGAGGCGUGGAUUCCCUGAAGUAAUGAUGAAUACCAGGACUACAGCCAUUGUGUGGAUGAUAUUAAUCCUUGGCGACCAAUUUCGGAUGGAACCUAUCAUCAAGUCGGGACCAUCAUCGGGAAUAAUGUUACAAGAUGCUCCGGGAUUCUUAUUGGUAGAAAAGAAGAUUCUAUCACAGAAAAUUUUUGUAAAUUUGGAUCCCAGAACCUUUAUUGAGAGAAGAUAUAAUACUUCACAAUUUCAGUUGGAAGAGAUGCAAGAAUGGUACCAGGUCCAUAUGAAUCGAGCUCAAAUGAGAGUACAGGAUAUUUUGGAACAUGCAAGGAAACCCUUUAUUCUACAAACUAUGUCCCGGAAUGAACGACCCAAAAGAUUCCUUGGGUUUUUAAUUGCUAGUAUUGUUUUUACUACAUUAGGAAUGGUGGUGGCUACUACAACCUCAGCAGUUAAUUCAAUUUCCGUUAAGACUUUACAAGCAGAAGUGGGAAAUUUGAAGGAAAAUAUUGAACUCCUAUAUCAGGAGAUUGAGGUCCAAAAGGCGAACAUGGGAAAAUUAAUGGACGUCGUAAAUAAUAUUAUUGUAACCUCAAAUCUUCACUCCGAAUUAAUUUCACAUUCUACUAAAUUACAUCAGAAUCAUGAACGAUUUAAAUAUGAACUUUUAUUUAUAAAAGAUGCAAUUAUGUUCCACACAUUAUCAUUUUUGAAUGAAAUACAAACCGGGAUGAGUGACUUAAUUCAGGGUCGUGUGCCAUUAUAUUUUGUUUCACGGGACGUGAUAAGGAAAAUGUUUAAUGAAUUAAGUGAAGAAGCCAUGGAAGAAUUCCACAUUAAUUUAUCCUUUGAGAUGGGAAGUGCAUUACCAUUAUAUAUCGAUCCCGAAAGAAUGGAGAUUUGUUUUUUAUUAUCAAUACCGGUUGUAGAUGAUAAAAACAUAUUCCAGAUGAAAUACAUUCAUAAUGUAGGGACGUAUCAAAAUGAUUUAUAUUUAAAAAUACAAACUCCGGAAAUCAUUGCUUAUCGAACGUCCGAACCCGAGGUGUUUUCCAUACCUAUGUUAAAUGAAUGUGUAAAAUUUAAAGAUAAUAAUUUUCAAUGUGAUGGGAAGCCAUUUGUGUAUGAUGCAUCACAAGCAUUAUGUGGAUUAGAUUAUGUAAAAUAUGGAUCCGAAAAAUGUAAAGUAACUAUUAGUAAAACUGAGGAAAAGAGUGUACGAGCCAUUUUAGUAGGAAACAAAUGGUUAGUAAGUACCAAUGAAAAGGAAGCUAAUGUGUAUUAUAAGGAACUAAUACAGAAUAGAAAGAUCUUAUUACCCACUUCAGUUAUUCUAGUUCAAGUACCUAAGAAUG